AUGUCCUAUCAAUUCAUCCACGUCGACAAGUCGGCACCAGACUUAUCCCACAAUGCCAAGAAGUACAGAGAUCUCCGCUUGAAAGCUUUGAAGGAAUCACCCGAAGCAUUCACUUCAACCUGGGCUGUAGAGUUCUCAUUCGCAGACAAUGUUUGGGUUUCACGCCUUCUCGAUCCAGAGAAAGAAACAUUCGUAUGCAUCUACAACAGCCCUAGCCAAGACGCAGAGUGGGUGGCCCAAGUUACAUUGCGUGGACCCCUUCCCCCCGCCGACUUCGACCUUCCGCCUGAAGCUGGCCAGGUCGUCAUCCCGGGAGACGAGAAAUGGCAAAUGUUCAGCCUUUACACAUCUCUAAGCCACAGGGGGAAGAAAGUAGGCUCGCGUCUCUGUCAACGAACUUUUCAAUUUCUCUCCGAGAAGCGAGCGACCCAAGCUACGAAUGUUUCCUUGCGUCUCAUGGUAAGACCGGACAACGAGAUAAGCAUCCGGAUGUAUCGAGGAUUGGGAUUCCUAGAGACUGGCAGGUGUACAGUAGAAGAAGGCCUGAGGGCAAAUGGCGAAGCGGAGCUGAUCCCAAAAGGUCCUCUGGGAGAAAAGUACACAAGAAGAAUCGGAAUCAUCAUGACAAUACGACUCCAGGCUGCUCGCGAUAAUGGUGCAGCUGACAUAGAUGCUUGA
Messenger RNA from Clonostachys rhizophaga, 678 nucleotides. Lineage: Eukaryota; Fungi; Ascomycota; Sordariomycetes; Hypocreales; Bionectriaceae. The record is from the annotation of a GenBank genome assembly.